Molecule: messenger RNA, 4026 nt
Organism: Sungouiella intermedia
Lineage: Eukaryota; Fungi; Ascomycota; Pichiomycetes; Serinales; Metschnikowiaceae
Source: the annotation of a GenBank genome assembly
AUGUCCAAGCCACAAGCAAAAGAUUUGUCCCACCUUUUGAGUGAAGAGGCAAAGUCUCGUAGACUGUCGCCUUUGAAGAGCGCUUUCAAGUACUUCAACCAGCCAGGUAUGACUUACUUGGGUGGAGGUUUACCACUCUCUCAAUACUUCCCAUUUGACAAGAUCUCGGCCGAUAUCCCAACGCAGCCUUUCCCCAACGGAAUUGGUGCUCAGGUCACUGACGCAGACAAGACUGUGUUGGAAAUCUACAAGCUGAAGGCCAAAAAUUCCCCAAACCAGAUUGAGUUGUCCAGAUCGUUGCAAUAUGGUUUCACUGAAGGUCUGCCAGAGAUCUUGGACUUCCUCAAGGAGCAUACUGACCUCAUUCACAAGGUUCCAUAUGAGGAUUGGGCACUUAUCUCGUCCGUUGGUAACACCCAGUCGUGGGAUGCCUGUUUGAGAACUUUCGUCACAAGAGGUGAUGCCAUUUUGGUUGAGGAGCACACUUUCUCGUCCGCUUUGGAGACCGCCCAGGCUCAGGGUAUCAUCACUGUUCCUGUUCCAAUGGACACCGAGGGUAUCAUUCCUGAGGACUUGGAGAAGCUCUUGGACAACUGGGUCGGCCCUAAGCCUAAAAUGUUCUACACUAUUUGUACUGGUCAGAAUCCAACCGGUUCGUGUCUUGAUGCAGAGAGAAGAAAGGCCAUCUAUAAGUUGGCGCAGAAGCACGACUUCAUCAUCAUUGAAGACGAGCCAUACUACUUCUUGCAGAUGGAGCCAUACACCACUGACUUGAAGGAGAGAUCUAGUAAGCACGUCCACAGCCACGAGGAGUUUGUCAAAGCACUUGUGCCAUCAUACCUUUCCAUGGAUGUUGAGGGUAGAGUUAUCAGAUUGGACUCUGUAUCUAAGACCAUCGCACCUGGUUCGAGAUUCGGCUGGAUUGUUGGCCAGGCUAAGUUAUUGGAAAGAUUUGUAAGAUUGCACGAAGUUUCCAUUCAAUGUCCUUCUGGUUUUGCCCAGUCAUUUUUGAAUGGCAUGUUCCAGUCAUGGGGUCAGGCAGGUUACCUUGACUGGUUGAUUGGCUUGAGAGCUGAGUACACCCACAAGAGAGAUGUUGCCAUUGACAGCUUGCACAAGUACUUCCCAAAGGAGGUGGUGACCAUUUUACCUCCUGUGGCUGGUAUGUUCUUCGUCGUGCACCUUGAUGCUUCCAAACACCCUAAGUUCAAGGAGUUUGGCGAGGAUCCAUUGAAGGUGGAGACUGCAGUCUACGAGAGAGCUUUGGAGUUUGGUUCUUUGAUGGUUCCUGGCUCGUGGUUCAAGGCCGAAGGUGUCACCAACCCACCACAGCCUCCUACCCCGGAGAGUGCCGAGCAUGCUCACAGCAUUUUCUUCAGAGGUACCUAUGCUGCCGUUCCUUUGGAUCAGUUGGAGAUUGGUUUGGAAAAGUUCGGCCCUGAACAUAAGUCUGUCGAGUGCUAUGCCAUCAGUGUUAAUAGUGAAGGCACCAAGUUGGCGUCAGGAGGACUUGAUGGAAAAGUGAAAAUCUGGGACUUGAAAUCAAUCAUAGAAUACAAAGUGUUGGAAUCCUCGGAUCUACCGCCUGAGGCUGAUAGCUUCUCGCUACGCAUGGAGGAACCUUCAAAUGUGUUGCAACGUCCAUUGGCAUCUAUGAGCAGACACAAUGGAGCGGUGACAUGUGUAAAAUUCUCGCCAGACGGCCGAUUUUUGGCUUCUGGUUCGGAUGAUAAAAUCGUACUUAUUUGGGAAAAGGAUGAGGAACAGUCUCGAAGACCCAAGCAGUUUGGAGAGGCAGAAGCAGAUCUUGAACAUUGGACGGUUAGAAAAAGAUUGGUAGCUCACGAUAAUGACGUGCAAGACAUGUGCUGGUCUCCGGAUGGGUCUCUUCUCAUCACUGUGGGCUUGGAUCGCUCCAUUAUCAUCUGGAGUGGAACGACUUUCGAGAGAAUUAAACGGUAUGAUAUCCAUCAGUCAAUGGUCAAGGGAAUUGUAUUUGAUCCCGCCAACAAGUUUUUUGCUACUGCUUCUGACGAUAGAAGCGUCCGGAUUUUUCGCUACUACCGCAAGGCAAACGAUUCGACAGGAGGAUAUGAGUUUCAGAUGGAACAGAUCAUCAUGGAUCCAUUCAAGAAGUCGCCUUUGACUUCUUACUUCCGGCGCAUGUCUUGGUCGCCAGAUGGUCAGCAUAUUGCUGUACCAAAUGCCACCAAUGGUCCCGUCACUUCGGUAGUCAUCAUCAACAGAGGUGACUGGGCCCAUGACGUAUCCCUUAUUGGACAUGAGGCUCCUUGUGAGGUUUGCUCAUUUUCCCCACGCUUAUUCCGUUCAGGUUCUUCAACUCAAAAAUUUACUACUAUUCUAGCAUCUGGCGGUCAAGACAGAACAUUGGCUGUGUGGAGUACGACAGCCACCAAGCCUUUGGUUGUAGCAGAAGACAUCGUGGAGAGCUCCAUUACCGACAUAUGCUGGACACCUAGCGGCGAUGCUCUCUUCAUCAGCUCUUUAGAUGGAACUAUUACUUGUGUUAUUUUUGAAAAGAAUGAGCUAGGGGAAGUGGUGAGCGAGGACGUGAAUGACUCUCAAUUACUUAGGUAUGGUGGUGAUAGAGACUCUGCCAUUUUCGCUGAAAGCGUCGACCAACUUAAGUUGGAGAACCUAGCGUCAAAAAAUUCUUUUCAGGAACCUGCUAUUGUCAAGGAAGAGCACUCCGUUAAAACUCCGCCUGUGGGACUAAUUAGGUCUGUCACUCCACAGCCAACAACAUCAUCUGCCCCCACAACCAACCAUUUGACUCCAAAGCAGGUGAAUAAACUCACUCAGAGCGUCAAGAUAACCAAGGAUGGGAAAAAGAGGGUUACUCCCAUUCUUGUCUCAACAUAUUCAGACAAAUCCACAAACGUUCCUUCAGUUGCAAGAGUGAGUAAGUCGUUCCAUAUCAACUCAAAAAUUUCCCAAACUUCCUACUAUCUUCCGAGAUUAGGGCUCCAAACAAGCGUUCACGGACUCCGGCUGCGGGUUCAAAGGGCAGGUUUAGGUAACGAACAAAAGGAGGAUGAUCAGGACAAUGACAAUGAAGAUAUGGGCCUUGACGACCCCACCAACACGCAACUACAAACAUUCUCUACAACCAGCCUCAGAAAGCGCAUUAGAAAAUACAGAAAGUUGUUGAUGGUUCACAAGUAUCCAACACCUUUCAAAAUGAUCUCCUCGCUUCCAGAAGUGUUAUUCAGCAACCACAACGUUAUGAAUUAUGAAUUAUCAAAGCUACUUCAGAACAAGGAGAUCACACCGCUUAACAAUCACGAAAUUCUCAAUGCAACUGCUUUGGAAUCAAUUGAUGAAAAUUUGAUUUUUCAAGUCAUAGUUAAUGCGAUCGAGCAUGUGAAGUCACUGGAGUUUGAAGAAACGGCAUCGGCUCCUGAGCUAGUCACUUCUAUAGUGGAGGUAAGAAAUGGACCAAGUUGGCCGGAUGAAGACGAGACUCUCAGCAUGGACUUUUCUCAAAGGCUUGAUUUUCAAGACCCGACUCAAGUGAUCGUUUCUAAUUCUGAAAAGGAAUCGAGAAAGAGCUACAUUUUGUAUUUCCCCUACAAGAUCCAGCAAGUUGUGCCUGUCAUUCUCGACAAGCAAUUGGUCUACUACAUCUUGAUAUCAUUUGAAGGUACAGUUCAGAUCAUUUUUGCAGAGUCUGGGAACUACUUGCUUCCGGGAAUUGAACUUGGAAGUAACGUUGUUUUCUGCAAGCAAAAGGGAAACUUUGUUCUUUUACUCACAAGCCUGGGUCUUAUCCAUUGCUGGCAUUUUCAGGGGCUGGGGAAUUGCUUCAGGGGCCUCACAUCAGUGUUAAAGGCCGUGUCUAUUGCACCUAUUCUCAAUUGCGAGACCACUAUUGAAGUUCCAAAGGUGGGAGCAACAGAAAAAGAAAAGAAAGCAGCACCAGUACCAAACCACAAGAAAACAUACGAAAAGGACAAAAGGGUCAAUAUUUAUUUGAUGAGAGCAAUGCAGAACUUAAGCUGGUGA